AUGGUGUGCCUUUGGUCCCUACCACAGUUGGAUCCAAAGGCUCCUUCCAGCAUGGGGAGAAACAACUCCCUUUGCCGCAUACUGACGAGGAAUUUGGCCUACAUUACAGCCAUCAACAAAAAGAUCACCAGUUACAGCGGCUUGGAUGAGGCAGAUGGCGUCGUGGUGCCUCACAUUUUGAGUUUAGCGACCGAAGUCCACGGAGGACCCAGGCCCCAAGAUGAAGUCUUUUGGCAGGCAGCGGCCACCCAACUGGACAACCAGCUCUUCACCAUGGAAUUCAACGGCCAGCUCUCACAGGUCUUGUUUCAUCCCUUGAUGAUGAACGGAGCCUUGCUGCACUUGCUUUGUACUGAACUGGAUCCAGUGUCGCCAGCGUUGAAUUCCUUCGGAAAGAUGUUCCAGCUCUUGAAGUCCAACUCGAUCGACGUGGAGAAUGCCAAGGACAUCCCCAGCCACCAUCUGCGAGAUUUCUUCAGCGAGGCGGUCAGUCAGGGUCGCGCCAAGACCUUUGGGGCGUUGAUCCGUCUGCGGGAUGCUUUGUUAAUGACAGAGGAUGGUGACAUCACCAAACGGCAGACAGGCAAGGCACCAUCUCGCACAGAAGACGAAGGAUCACAGUCCGAUCGGCUCCUGAAGUUGGAGCUGGAUGAGCUGUCCCUCGCAGACGAGCUUCAAAGGACCGCCUUGUCCGUUCGGCCGUUCACGAGUUUGCCCUUUGCGAAUCCAUAUCUUGAGUUGGCUACAAGGCAGUCUUCGCAGUUGCAGAGCAGCAUGAAAGACAUGCUGCAGGUGAUCCCAUGCAUUAUCAAAGGCCUCUCCAUCAGCCCUGACAACGUGGAGUUAUGGAACCGUUUGACGGACGUCUUCGCCCAAGUUUACUUUUUGCAGGAUGACAUGGACUGCUCGAUGAAAUCAACCUUCCAAAGAUUUGAGGUUGCCAGCUGCACGCCACGCUUGCGCUGUCUCUACAGUCAGGCGAAGGUGUUGAACCUCAUGCGACAGGCAGCUUUGCGUCAGUCCAUCAAGGCGCCGACAGAAGACUUGGCGAAGCUAGCUCGCCAGUGGUUCGAAAGGCGAUUGGAUCUCCUAAUUCUCAUGAUGAUGCGACGAAGAUAUGUCAAGAGCGAUGUCAAGCUGCUACUGCGCCGUGGGCAACACCUGGCGAAGAGUUUGUUGUGGUUCCUUCUGAAAUGCACGGACUAUGGGGAGGUGCUCACAUACACCGCGGAGGUCUUGCAUGAGGCACCAGCUGCUGAGGAUUGGUUGCACUUGGCGACACUUGGCAGCCACUCACAGCCACUCUUGCGUUUCAGGACGGAGGGAGCCAUACCGCCAGCCUAUUUGUGGUACCUUCCCUAUGUUGUGGGUCGCAUUGAGUGGAAACUCUACAAGUUGCAGGGAGGUCCGGCUGAUGCUUUGGGCAAGGUCUUGGGAUAUUUGAAUGACGCUUGUCAAGUGGAGAAAACAUCCCGCGACCAACAGCAAGCUUUGGCCGUGGAGGGCUUGGUGCCCAAGAUGACGCCCAGGAAGCAUCAGGCCUCAGAUUUUACCUAUGGAGUUUGUGAACCCUGGUUCAGGCUGCAGAAGCUUCGAGUGCAGCUGUGCCUCAAAGGUGAUGAAGGUUGGCCCUGGGCCGCCACUCAGCCCUUCGGCUACACCUGUGAGUCGCAGAACGAGACGGUAGCGGAUGCCAUUCAGGGCUUAGAUGCGUGUGUGAUCUUUGACAAGUCCUACCAGCAGAAAGUGGAUCUUCUGAAGGCAUCCAUUGAGCUGCAUUUCAAGGAGUGGGACAAUGCAUCUCAAUGGGUGACUCGCCUCUUCACAGGCAUCAAUGACUCCUGGAAGGCGGUGGUUGGACACAGUCAUGACCCUUGGCUCACACAAGAAAGGCGAAGACGGAAGGAGGAACAGGAGAAACUACGAGCUGUCUUCAUUUGUCUUGGACUCUACAAGGGUUUGCUGCAGGAGUGUCUACCCGGAGCGCAGGUCUCAGUGCCCACGGAUCUGAAGGCCUUCUCAAGGUUGGAAGCAUCUUUCAAGGAAACAUCGCACGGUAUGCAAUCGCUGGGCUAUGUUCAUCCGGGUCAUCGCACCAAGGUGCAACAGGAGAUCCGCACCUUGACGGAGCGCAAUGCCACCGCACAAGGGCAGGCUCUACAGGAAAUGACCAGCAAAUUGGCCAGCUAUGCCACCAGAGUGGUGGAUCUGUCGGACAACUUCAGGAGCUUCACUGCUUUGCUGCUGAUGCGAGCCUUGAGGGAAGGAUGCAGUUCAAUGGCAAAAGCUGGCCUUGGCCGUGCAAACCAACGUAAGGUACCCGAAAGGCCUUCAUUGGACUGGCGGAUGUUCCAGACAUUUACGCACUUUUGCGAAGAUUGCGAGAACACCUGGGGUAUCGAGGUGAAAGAAAUGCGGCAGGAGAUCGAAAAGGUGCAAGAUAGUGUGGUGAUGGCAGCCAUGCGGCUCUACAAAUACACGUUCGCAGCCGCGAACCUGACACCAACUCAAGGCCGCCAAGUGCCGCGAUUUAGCGAUGCCAAGGCAUUCCUGGAAACCUUCACGGCCUGA
Molecule: messenger RNA, 2571 nt
Organism: Cladocopium goreaui
Lineage: Eukaryota; Dinophyceae; Suessiales; Symbiodiniaceae
Source: the annotation of a GenBank genome assembly